UUUCUUUUCCAAACUUUUUUCAUUAUCAAAAGUUCAAAACCCUCGUUUCUCUCCAGAACUCAAUCUCUCGUUACUUCCCUACAGACAGUAGGGAAUUUCUCCAAAAUUUCGCAUGGGUUUUCAUCAAAUUUCAUCGUUGCAGCAAUAAUUUCAGUUGCAGACGGAAACUUGAAGAACACUUGUUUCAAGUUUGAAGAACUUCUCGGACUCAUUAAUCGAUUCGAGCAGCUAAGAAAUCGUCGCAGUGAAUCAGGAAUGCUAGAAGUUUGGUCUCCUGAGAUGAAAUUGGACUCAAAAAGGAGUGUUCCGAAGCAACAGGUAAUAAAGAGAACAGAAGCACAAAUGUGCAAUCCGCAGAAGAAAUUGCGGACCGCAGAAUUCCAUUUGCCGCCGCAAACCAAGAAGAAAAAUUUAAAAGAACUUUCAGCAAUGUGCGGACCGUACAUGAAUUGUGCGGCCGCAGAACUGGGCUUAAGAGUCAUAGAUCAGAGAGUAAGCAAAAAUACCAGGUCCAGGAGCCUUUAUGAAGUGCGGACCGUACAAGAAUUGUACGGCCGCAGAAGAUUGCCUCGCGGCCGCAGUCCAAAAAUGUGCGGCCGUAGAAGAUUGCCUUGCGGUCGCAGUCCAAAAAUGUGCAGCCGCAGAACUCACAUUCCUACCAACUGAAGAAAUCUGCGGACCGUGCAUGGAAUUAUGUGACCGCAGAACCUACUGAUGGGCAUUUUUGUCCGCGAUUGUUUGCCCUGUAUAAAUAGACGAGUUUCACAAAAUUAGGUCAAGUUGGAAUAUAUAAAACUGUUGGAGCCGUUUCUUUUAGCUAUUUUAGGAAGUUUUAGCUUAUUUGAGUAUUUUAACAUUAGAUUUCAUCAUUUUAAUCUUCCAUUAUGAGUUUAAUUAGUUUUUCAACUUUAUUUUCUUCAAAUCCCAUUAUAAGUAGCUAGAGUUUUACUAGGGUUAUGACCCAACUGUGUAAACCUUAUGCGUGAUUAAUUUUAUGCUUGUUUAUGAUU
Molecule: messenger RNA, 1010 nt
Organism: Nicotiana tabacum (common tobacco)
Lineage: Eukaryota; Viridiplantae; Streptophyta; Magnoliopsida; Solanales; Solanaceae
Source: RefSeq, a predicted model, not a curated record